Molecule: messenger RNA, 3305 nt
Organism: Corticium candelabrum
Lineage: Eukaryota; Metazoa; Porifera; Homoscleromorpha; Homosclerophorida; Plakinidae
Exons: 3
Coding region: 389-3136 (915 amino acids)
Source: RefSeq, a predicted model, not a curated record
CAUGUGAUAGGGUUACAGGAACACUGGGCUAGUUGGCUAGACAGGUGUAGAACUAAUGAGCAAGGGAACUGUUCAAUGACUAGAUAGCAGUCGAAGGUGUAGCACUUUAGUGCUUCUUCAUUAGUCAUGCAGUGCAAGAGUGAUUGGAAUGUAACAGAUUAUGAUGCUAUUACUAGAAGGACAACUGUUUUGUCUAGUAGAUCGAGCAACAUGUGAAAUUAGCUCUUAUUGAAGUGGUACAUUGUUUGUGUUAGGAACUGAGGCAACUGAAUGGCUGAAACUAGUAGUCAAGUCACUAAAUGGGGAAGCUGUGCAAUUGAAGGCAAAGUCAUCAGAUACUAUUGCCAUACUGAAGGAGCAACUUCCUAGCAAGAAAGACUCUUCAUCCAUGGGUCAACUACUCCUUCUCAAUGAAAAACAAUUACGUGAUGAGCAAACAUUGUCUGAGGCAGGAUUAGCUAAUGGAAUGACACUGAGUUGUGUUGCUUGUCCACGUUCUAUGACAAGCAUGGGACCCGAUGUCAGUGAGUUAUUUGUGCGAGCUUUGCAGCGAGGACCUACGACUGAAAUAACUCGAGUCAAGAUUGUCAUUGUUGGCAAAGACAGAACUGGCAAGACAUCCUUUAAGCGAUCCUUGCUUAAACAGAAGUUUCAGGUACUUGAACUAAGAACACCCGUGGUGGCUAGACCAGAAGUGGCUGUUUGUGAAGCAUGCAACUGGAGAGUUUUGCAUGACAAAGACGAGGAAUUGUUAGAUAGACAAAUAGCUAGAGCAGCGAUCCAUGCACAGGGUAGUGCUAAUGUAAAUGUGUCAGGCAGCGAAGACGCCAACCAACCAAACGAUGAGAAUAGAGAAAUCAUUCACAGUCAAUUGGGCACGAACACAAGCAGAGUGAGUGAAGCAACUGCAUCAAUUGAUGAUGCUGAAAGCAGCACAGGUGAUGACAAACUGGAUGAAGCAAUUGCUCUAACCGAAUCAAUUGGUCGUGCUAUAGAGCAGUUUAAAAAUGAUCCCGAUUUACUGAAGCAAGAAGCUUCCAAAGUGUAUUAUGCCAUCUGGGAUUUAGGAGGUCAGGAAGUCCUACUUCCUGGUCAACAACAAGCCAUCACACCAGGAAGUAUUGUUUGUGUCGUUUUUGAUGCACGCAAGUAUCUCGAUGACAUAGCUCAAUCAAUCCACCGUUCUCCUACUACCUUAAAUAAAGAAACCCAGAUUCCUAACGUGUGGAUUGAAACCAACUAUGAUUCUGUGUCUUUAUGGGCAUCUGGUACUUCCUUGGCAAGAAUUGAGGAUUGGCGUAUAUUAGAGCUAUAUGCAUCCCCAGUUAUGUUCCUGAUUGGAACACAUAUCGCUGAAGCCAGUGAAGAGAUGAUACAAAAACAAAAUGCAUUUCUGUCUAAGAAGUUUUGCGAUCAGCAAUUUACAGAGCACAUCUACCGACCAAGCAACCAACCCGAUGAUUGGUUUUUCCGUGUUGAAAACUCGGUAUCUGACCCAGAAUCUCCAACUGAAGAUCCGGGUGUGAUUGAAGUGAAGCACGCCAUUGAAACGUUAACAGGCGAUGAGUCAUUUAAAUAUGUGAUACCAGCAACUUGGUCAGUGCUGGAGAAAAUUUGCGAUGCUUUAGAAAAGAAAUUGGGCAGUGCCUUGUCGUAUGUCAAAGAUAUCAUGCCUUUUGCCGAGCGAUUGUGUCGUAUCUUUGACGAGGCAGAAGUUCGUCUUGCUUUGGUGUAUUUGGAUAGAGCCGGAUCAGUAAUAUUUCCUCAGGCAUAUUUGGAUAAAGCCAGAUCAUUAGAAUUUUGUCAGAAAAGUGAGAAGUUGAAGGAUGUAGUUGUCACCAAACCGAACUGGCUUUUCAAGGUUUAUUCAGUGAUUGCAUCCGUUUAUUAUCCUCCUGGGCUAUUAGGUAGGGAUUGGCAAGAAGCAAAGGCAACAGGAAUAGUUAGUUGGAAACUGAUGAAAUAUUUCCUUGAAAAGGCAGGAGUGAAGGAAGAUGAGUAUGAAGUUGCAUUGAAUUUGUUGAACUGGUUCUAUAUGCUCUGGCCUAAACCUUCACCAUCUGCUCCAGUAAUUCCUUAUGAAACAGACUACUUUGUACCAUGUCUACUAGAGUCUGAGUCAAAAAGGCAAACAGAAGGUGCUGCUCGAGUGAAUCCAAAUGAUUGUAAACCAUUGUCACUCAUUGUUUCAUCUUGCAACGUUGCAUUUAUUCCCGAGCAGCUGCACUUCAGAUUAAUGAUGUGUUGCAUUGAGAAUUAUCCUGACGAACCGAUGUUGACUCGUUACCAGUCUGUGUAUCGAGUUGAUAGGGGUGUCAGAUUAGAAAUUAUUUACCAUUCAAAGAAAUACCUCAUUGUGACCAUCAACACGAACAGGCCAUGCCAUGAAAUUGCACCUUUAUGUACGAAGAUUCGGCUGUUUAUCAUUGAAAAGCUCUGUGAUUUGAAGGAACUAGGGUUGCCGAAUUUCGAGUUUUCAUUAAACAUUCAACGUUCAGGACCAGCUGUUGCUGUGGAUCCCACUAAGCUAGUAUGUAUAGACGACUACAAAGCAAGUGAAGACACGCAACUUAGAGAAAAUGAAAGCAAACGUGAUGUCGAGUUGAAUCCCAAUGAAAAAGCUGCACUAGACUGUUGGUUUUAUGAACAGAAAAGUGAUGCUCAAGGAACAGUUGCAGCUGCGUAUGAAUACGAAGAUAUUGGAUCGCCUUCCGGAAAGAGGAAAUGUCUAGAAGGAAAAGGUACAGCUAGAGUUACAGCUGCAAGAUUUGAUCGUCCACUCCCGAGCCACGUUCUGCCCAAGCUGCCCAACACUACAGCUGCGUGUGAAUGCGAGGCACUUAUUCAGGACGAGGAUGGUAGAAAGAAGCUCACUAAAGUCAUUAUAAACAACGUGUCCCGCUCCUAUCUUGGAAUCGGACUCCAGGUUGGCUUGAAAAAGAACAGAAUAGAUGAACUGGUCUAUCUCCUCCCGAGUGGACACGCUAGACUUCAAGCCAUUCUCUGUGAAAUACAACAGGAUGUGGGCGAAGAAAGAAUGCUCCGGAAAGUUUUACAGGCUUGCGAAGACUUGGGUAUAAUGGGUGGUAUUUGGGAUGACUUGGAAACGCUGGCAUUGUCUGAAAAAAAUGUUUAGCAAAUUUGCUUUUUAGCUAGACUUGCAAUUUGAAUGCAUGCAUGCCGUACGUUUUGUUGAGCGCAUAGAAUUUGGAGGGAUUCAGACUACUAGAUAAUGAGUGUCCCAUGCGAUUUUGUUUUGUGGAUGCGUGUAUCUAGAAAUAAUGACAUAUCUAGCAAACCACUUA